This is a messenger RNA of Triticum turgidum subsp. durum (durum wheat), 1434 nucleotides long. The record is from the annotation of a GenBank genome assembly. NCBI's taxonomy places the organism in Eukaryota, Viridiplantae, Streptophyta, Magnoliopsida, Poales, Poaceae.
AUGGUCAUGCACGCCGCCGCAAUCACCACCACGCUUCUUCUGCCCGUCGCCCUCCUCUUCGUCUCCGCCGUGAUCAUGUCCGGCGCUUCGGCUUCGUCACCGUCGUCACUGCGGUUCCACUACAUCGACCCUCGCAACUUCACCAUGGCUGCGCCCACGUCACCGUCCCCCUCCUCGUUGUCGCGCCGCGAUGGCCGCCCCUCGCUUGCACUGCUGCACCGCGACGCCGUUUCCGGCAGGACGUACCCGUCCACGCGGCACGCCAUGCUUGGUCUCGCGGCAAGGGACGGCGCGCGGGCACAGUACCUCCAGCGCCGCCUCUCGCCGACGACGAUGACCACGGAGGUGGGGUCGGAGGUGGUGUCGGGCAUCUCCGAGGGCAGCGGCGAGUACUUCGUGCGCGUCGGCGUGGGGUCGCCGCCCACGGAGCAGUACCUCGUCGUGGACUCCGGGAGCGACGUCAUCUGGGUACAGUGCCGCCCCUGCGCCGAGUGCUACCAGCAGGCCGACCCACUCUUCGAUCCGGCAGGGUCGGCGUCUUUUGCCGCCGUGCCGUGCGGCUCCGGCGUCUGCAGGACGCUACCCGGAGGAUCCUCCGACUGCGCCGACUCCGGAGCGUGCCGGUACCAGGUGUCGUACGGGGACGGGUCGUACACCCAGGGCGUGCUCGCGAUGGAGACGCUCACGUUCGGGGACAGCACGCCGGUGCAGGGCGUCGCAAUCGGCUGCGGCCACCGCAACCGCGGCCUCUUCGUCGGGGCGGCCGGCCUGCUCGGCCUCGGCUGGGGCCCCAUGUCGCUCGUCGGGCAGCUGGGCGGCGCUGCCGGCGGCGCGUUCAGCUACUGCCUCGCCAGCCGCGGCGCCGACGCCGGCGCCGGGUCGCUCGUGUUCGGCCGGGACGACGCCAUGCCGGUGGGCGCCGUGUGGGUGCCUCUGCUGCGCAACGCGCAGGAGCCGAGCUUCUACUACGUGGGCCUGACGGGGCUCGGCGUCGGCGGCGAGAGGCUCCCGCUACAGGACGGGCUCUUCGACCUCACCGAGGACGGCGGCGGCGGCGUGGUGUUGGACACCGGCACGGCCGUGACGCGGCUCCCGCCGGACGCCUACGCCGCGCUGCGCGACGCGUUCGCGGACGCCGUUGGCGGCGGCCUCCCGCGCGCGCCGGGCGUGUCGCUGCUGGACACGUGUUACGACCUGAGCGGAUACGCGAGCGUGCGCGUGCCGACGGUGGCCCUCUACUUCGGGCGGGACGGCGCGGCGUUGACGCUGCCGGCGAGGAACCUGCUGGUGGAGAUGGGCGGCGGCGUGUACUGCCUGGCGUUCGCGGCGUCGGCGUCGGGGCUGUCCAUCCUCGGCAACAUACAGCAGCCAGGGAUCCAGAUCACCGUCGACUCCGCCACUGGUUACGUCGGCUUCGGACCAACUACGUGCUAG